This is a messenger RNA of Sander lucioperca (pikeperch), 3423 nucleotides long. It is a transcript of the gene zbtb37, whose product is annotated as zinc finger and BTB domain containing 37. The record is from RefSeq and is a predicted model, not a curated record. Gene Ontology annotation, molecular function: protein binding; RNA polymerase II cis-regulatory region sequence-specific DNA binding; DNA-binding transcription factor activity, RNA polymerase II-specific. Gene Ontology annotation, biological process: regulation of transcription by RNA polymerase II. The coding region runs from base 436 to 1968 and encodes 510 amino acids. NCBI's taxonomy places the organism in Eukaryota, Metazoa, Chordata, Actinopteri, Perciformes, Percidae. The transcript has 6 exons.
GCGUGCCCCGCGCGUUUUCUUCCUUCCCUUCUUCCUUCCUGCAGCCUCGGCCCUUCUGCCGUUAAAAAGGAAGAUGAGAAGCCGCGGCAGAAGCCCGCCGACACCGACACCGACACCGACCCGGGACCGAGUCUGACUUCCAGCGGAAUGGCGGCGGAGCGGCUGCCGACGGACCGACGCCCCGGCGCAGCCGCUGUUUCCCGGCCUUGAACCCGUUGCGAGCGCCGCUGGAGUCCCGGAGCUGCGGAGCCUGCCGGGCCGGGCCGGGCCGAACUGAGCCGUGCUGAGCCGUGCUAACCGUAUCCCGCCCGCCGUGCUAACGAUGCUCAGCUAACGUUGUAGCUGCAGGACUGAAGUUAGACUGCACCACAUCCUGAAACCAGACCCGAUCUUCUGCUGUCCCCCCUUCAGCAGUUGGCUGCGUGUCCGUGCAGCAUGGAGCGCUCCGGGAGCAUCCAGCUGGACAUCCCCGACUUCAGCAACUCGGUCCUGUCCCACCUCAACCAGCUGCGUGUUCAGGGCCGCCUGUGUGACAUCGUGGUCAACGUGCAGGGCCACAGCUUCCGGGCGCACAAAGUGGUGCUAGCGGCCAGCUCGCCGUACUUCAGGGACCACAUGUCGCUGGGCCAGAUGAGCACGGUGUCUCUGACGGUCAUCCGCAGCCCGCCGGUGUUCGAGCAGCUGCUGGGCUUCUGCUACACGGGCCGCCUCUGCCUGCAGCUCGCCGACAUCAUCAGCUACCUGACGGCCGCCAGCUUCCUGCAGAUGCAGCACAUCAUCGACCGCUGCACGCAGAUCCUGGAGGGCAUCCACCUCAAGAUCAGCCUCGCCGACCUGGAGGCGGAGCCAAGGAGUGAGGACGGGGCCCCGCCACGGGGAGCCAGCUCGCGGAGCGGCCGGACUCUGGAGGCGGUGGUGCGAGCCGGCGGCCUGCGGCUGCUUGGCGCCCGGGGAUCAGCGGAGGCGUGUGAGGCGGUCAGCCCCGCCGAGGAGCCGCUCAGCCCGGCCCCGCUGCCGCUGGAGGGGCCCGGCGCGGCGUCCAGCAGCCGAGCGGGCCGAGAGCCAAUCCUGCGGAUCAACCGGGCCGGCCAGUGGUACGUGGAGACGAGCAGCGAGCCGGAGCUCGGGGGCAGCGGCGAGGACGGCAGCGGGAGCGGCGAGCGGGUCAGGAUCAAGACGGAGCGGAUGGAGGAGUGGAUCGGAGCGGGGGAGCACCAGGAGGAGGGGGGGGCGGCCGAGGAGGGGGGGGGCACCAUGAUGAUCGACACGUCAGGACGCAGCACGCUGCUGACGGCGCCCGGCGGAGCGGCCGCGAGCCGCAGCGCACAGCCGUCCUCCAGCUUCAGCGAGACGGACAGGUUCAGUCCCAGCGGCAGCGUGGUCGUCCUGUCAGAGCGCCAGAGAGCCAAGAGUGAGUCUCCGAGCCGGGCGGACGACCUGCGGCAGCCAAACUCACAGGGGGAGGAGCACGCAGCGCUGGAUAUGGGCGGCUACGAGGACUACCUGCGGGAGCAGGUGGGCGACCGCUGGUUCCGCUACAACCCGCGGCUCACCUGCAUCUACUGCUGCAAGUCCUUCAACCAGAAGGGCAGCCUGGACCGCCACAUGCGCCUGCACAUGGGCAUCACGCCGUUCGUCUGCCGCAUCUGUGGGAAGAAGUACACGCGUAAAGACCAGCUGGAGUACCACAUCAGGAAGCACACGGGCAACAAACCCUUCCACUGCCACGUCUGCGGGAAGAGCUUCCCCUUCCAGGCCAUCCUGAACCAGCACUUCCGUAAGAACCACCCGGGCUGCGCCCCCCAGGAGGCCCACAGCGCGUCCCCCGAGACCACCACCGCCUCUGUCACGUCCCGGGGCGGCCCCAGCGAUGACGCCUCGCCCAGCCAGGACGAGCCCGAAGGCAGCGGCGGGGGCCCGUACGGCGAGGGGCCGCAGGCGUCCGUCUCCACCACAGGGCCCGACUGACCCUGAAGGGCCCGACUGACCGCGAGGGGCCCCCGGACGCCUCGGGGUCUGAACUGAGACGUUUCUGGGCUUUAAACCACAUCUACCUUCACUAACCAAACGGACAGAUUAAGCUAAAAUGAAGUAACGCCACACACUCCAACAACCUCACGCACCUCCGGCCACUUUAUGUUACAGAUUUCUACUUUUAUAUUAUAGGUUUUACAGACAGGGCUGGGUCUAAGAAAAUCCAUUCUCUGAUUCCCAUCGGUCUCCGUUUGAAUGAUCUGAUAGAGAGAGGGACUAAAACAGAAGCUCUUGCAGUUUUCUUUAAAGUUUUGGUUGCUUUUUCCAACAUUUUCCCAACUUUUUACCCUCCUUUUACCUAAACCCUGAGUUGGAUGUUUUAAAUCUAGAUGUUGGUACAUCUGAAACUAGACGCUCUAAGGAUCCACGUCAGGAUGAAUAACGCUUUUUUGACGUUUUUGUGUCCGACAGACGUCGGCCUCGGAGUCUGAACUGAGACGUUUGUCGGCUUUAAACUCACACUUCAACACGCACCUCUGCCGACUUUAUAUUACAGAUUUCUACUUUUACGGUUUGUCAUUUUUUAAACUUUUGGAACUGUUGGACGUUUUUUUUGUUUUUCUUUUUUUUGAAUCUCUUCCAUAUUUCAUAAGUUCUACAACUGGUAUAGUAACUCAAAUAUAUCCCUGAUCCAGUGGAUCUGAAAUGGAGUCGGACCGUUAUGAAUCUGAGAGAAUGGAUGCCCAGCCCUGAACAGGUUUUAGGUUCACAACAGUCCGUCUGCUGGAAACGUUGCCAAACUCCUCAGUGCCAGUUUCAAAUGUUUCAAACAUUUCAACACUUGCUUCAUAUUUGCCUCGAGACAAUCUGGAGCGGCUCGGUUUCUAAUAAUAAUAAUAAUAAUCCUGCGCGCUCUUUACAGUGCCACGUGGGCUUUAAAAACAUUUGGUUGCACAAAAAACUUCAGAGAGAAGAAAACGGCUUUACGGCUGUUAAAGUUCAGUUCUGGUGUGAUCGAGUUUCUCAUCUUUUGUGACGUUAAAACUAAUUUCUUUCGUAUAAAAAAUAAUCUUAGUCCUGAUCGCAGAGAGCAUCUUUAUGUCUGCAACCAGGGUCCAGAAUUAACUCUCGCCAGGCGCCAAAUCUCUCCCGUUUGAGAGUUAUCGGCCACAUGGUGGGUAAAUGUUUUUGCCAAAAUAGUCUUUAUUUUGGGGAAGCUGCAGCUAGUUUCUUCUGUUUCUCUGCUAUCAGAGCGACAGGCAGGCAGACAGGCAGGCAGGCAGACAGGCACUUCUGUUUCCUGUUAGCUAGCGUUUAGUUCGGGCUAAUAAAUUAGGAAAGAAUGUGGUGAUUUUUGGCGAGCCAGCCAGGCUUUUAAAAGAAAAAAAGCAGGAUGAAAACGGAGGAUGAACCAGCAGGACUUGCAACCCCGAUGUAUGGUAGAAAACA